UCUUGCCUAGCGGCGGGCGCAUGCUUAGUCACCGUGAGGCUGCGCUUGCCCGGGGCCCGCGCCCCCCUACCCCGGGGACCGCCCCCGGGCCGCCCGCCCCCCUCGGCGCGCCACUUCCGCGUGCAUGGCCCUGCUGCCCCGAGCCCUGAGCGCCGGCGCGGGACCCAGCUGGCGGCGGGCGGCGCGCGCCUUCCGAGGCUUCCCGCUCCUUCUGCCUGAGCCCGCGGCCCUCACGCGCGCCCUCUCCAGUGCCAUGGCCUGCAGGCAGGAGCCACAGCCGCAGGGCCCGCUGCCCGCCGCUGGCGCCGUGGCCUCCUAUGACUACCUGGUGAUCGGGGGCGGCUCGGGCGGGCUGGCCAGCGCGCGCAGGGCGGCCGAGCUAGGCGCCAGGGCAGCCGUGGUGGAGAGCCACAAGCUGGGUGGCACUUGCGUGAAUGUUGGAUGUGUACCCAAAAAGGUAAUGUGGAACACAGCUGUCCACUCUGAAUUCAUGCAUGAUCAUGCUGAUUAUGGCUUUCCAAGUUGUGAGGGUAAAUUCAAUUGGCGUAUUAUUAAGGAAAAGCGGGACGCCUAUGUGAGCCGCCUGAAUACCAUCUAUGAAAACAAUCUCACCAAGUCCCAUAUAGAAAUCAUCCGUGGCCAUGCAGCAUUCACGAGUGAUCCCAAGCCCACAAUAGAGGUCAGUGGGAAAAAGUACACCGCCCCUCACAUCCUGAUCGCCACAGGUGGUGUGCCCUCCACCCCUCAUGAGAGCCAGAUCCCCGGUGCCAGCUUAGGAAUAACCAGCGAUGGAUUUUUUCAACUGGAAGAAUUGCCUAGCCGCAGCAUCAUUGUUGGUGCAGGUUACAUUGCUGUGGAGAUGGCAGGGAUCCUCUCAGCCCUGGGUUCUAAGACAUCACUGAUGAUACGGCAUGAUAAGGUACUUAGAAAUUUUGAUUCAAUGAUCAGCACCAACUGCACGGAGGAGCUGGAGAAUGCUGGCGUGGAGGUGCUGAAGUUCUCCCAGGUCAAGGAGGUUAAAAAGACCUCGUCGGGCUUGGAAGUCAGCAUGGUUACUGCAGUUCCUGGUACGUUACCCGUCAUGACCAUGAUUCCAGAUGUUGACUGCCUGCUCUGGGCCAUUGGGCGGGACCCAAAUACCAAGGGCCUGAGUUUAAACAAACUGGGGAUUCAAACCGAUGACAAGGGUCAUAUCCUAGUAGAUGAAUUCCAGAAUACCAACGUCAAAGGCAUCUAUGCAGUUGGGGAUGUAUGUGGAAAAGCUCUUCUUACUCCAGUUGCAAUAGCUGCUGGCCGAAAACUUGCCCAUCGACUUUUUGAAUAUAAGGAAGAUUCCAAAUUAGAUUAUAACAACAUCCCAACUGUGGUCUUCAGCCACCCCCCUAUUGGGACAGUGGGACUCACGGAAGAUGAAGCCAUUCAUAAAUAUGGAAAAGAAAAUGUGAAGACUUAUUCAACCAGCUUUACCCCGAUGUAUCACGCAGUUACCAAAAGGAAAACAAAAUGUGUGAUGAAAAUGGUCUGUGCUAACAAGGAAGAAAAGGUGGUUGGGAUCCAUAUGCAGGGACUUGGGUGUGAUGAAAUGCUGCAGGGUUUUGCUGUUGCGGUGAAGAUGGGAGCAACGAAGGCAGACUUUGACAACACAGUCGCCAUUCACCCUACCUCUUCAGAAGAGCUGGUCACACUUCGUUGAGAACCCGGAGAUGCGUGUGGCUGGCAGUGGGGCCCAUAGAUCUUCUGAAAUGAAACAAAUAAUCACGUUGACUUACUGUUUCAGUUUUAUGUAUUUCUUUAUUUUAAUCAGGAUCUUCUGAUAGUAGAAAUUUUUAGUACAUAAUAGAACUUAUUUAUGGAGUUAGAAAUUUGUAGUGUUAUCCAGGAUUGAUUUUCAUUUGAUCACGUCUCACAAUAAAUAUUUUCAAGUUUUUUUUUAUUAACAGCUCUGUGCUAGUUUUUUUUUUUUUUUCUGUUUUAGCCUCAUCCCAAAUAUAAAACUUUGUGAAGUAAAAUUAACUUAAUGUACUUGAAUGAAUAGAACUUGCUAAUUUUUUUUUUUUUUUUUUGAGACAGAGUUUUGCUCUCAUUGCCCAGGCUGGAGUGCAGUGGUGCUAUCUCGGCUCACCACAACCUCUGCCUCCCGGGUUCAAGCGAUUCUCCUGCCUCAGCCUCCCGAAUAGCUGGGAUUAUAGGCACGCACCACCACACCUGACUAAUUUUGUAUUUUUAGUAGAGAUGGGAUUUCUCCAUGUUGGUCAGGCUGGUCUUGAACUCCAUACCUCAGGUGAUCCGCCCACCUCGGCCUCCUGAGGUGGUGAGAUUACAGGCGUGAGCCACUGCGCCGGCCUGCUAAUUUUCAUAGAAGUUGAUGGCAAUUCUUCACAUGUAAACAAUGCCAGUGCACAGAACCUUUAUAUAUUUUUUGAAGCCAGUACUUUGCUCUGCAUAUAACAAAGCUGCCUCAAGGAUGUGACCUUUUUCUAAAAGCAUGUAAUGUGAGAAGCCGGCCUGCCUUAUUUUCUUUUUUAAUGAUUAAAAUGGUAUGUGGCCAGGCAUGGUGGCUCAGGCCUGUAAUUCUAGCACUUUGGGAGGCCAAGGCAGGAGGAUCACUUGAGCCCACGAGUUUGAGGCCAGCAUGCGCAGCAUAGCAAGACCGCAUCUCUACAGAAAGUAAAAAAAAUUACCUGAGUGUGGUGGUGUGCACCUGUAAUCUCAGCUACUUGGGAGGCUGAGGUGAGAGGAUCACUUGAGCUUGGGUGAAGUGAGGCUACAGUGAGUCCUGAUCAUGCCACUGCACUCAAUCUUGGACAACAGAGCAAGACCCUGUCUCAAAAAAAAAAAAGUAUGUAUUAUUUUUAUGAGAUGAAGUGCAUCAAACUUGGGAAAGAUUUGAGGAGGCUGGGAACCUCCUGGAAAAACCCACCUUGAAAAAAGAUAUGGGAGACAUUUAGAAGUGAUUCCUGCCUUGAGAAAAGAUAUGAGAGACAUUUAGAAGUGAUUCCUGCUUUCAGAAGGAGGUGGAUUCAAAUACUUCAAAAGUCCCUUCCUCUGCUAAGUGUUUAUAGUUCAGUGAAUAAUUUCAAUAUUUGUAUGUGUUCUUGUCAUUUUAUUUUUUUCUGAAAAACUUCCAAAAAUUUGAAAAUAAAAUUAUAGCCUUUUCGUCUUAUAAAA
Messenger RNA from Pongo pygmaeus (Bornean orangutan), 3168 nucleotides. It is a transcript of the gene GSR, whose product is annotated as glutathione-disulfide reductase. The record is from RefSeq and is a predicted model, not a curated record. Gene Ontology annotation, molecular function: flavin adenine dinucleotide binding; NADP binding; glutathione-disulfide reductase (NADPH) activity. NCBI's taxonomy places the organism in Eukaryota, Metazoa, Chordata, Mammalia, Primates, Hominidae. The coding region runs from base 125 to 1693 and encodes 522 amino acids. Gene Ontology annotation, cellular component: mitochondrion; cytosol. Gene Ontology annotation, biological process: cell redox homeostasis; glutathione metabolic process; cellular response to oxidative stress. The transcript is spliced from 13 exons.